Messenger RNA from Symbiodinium pilosum, 1221 nucleotides. The record is from the annotation of a GenBank genome assembly. NCBI's taxonomy places the organism in Eukaryota, Dinophyceae, Suessiales, Symbiodiniaceae.
AUGGUCCUGAGUCAUUGCCUGGUGGCUUUGAGACCCGAGCUUCACCUGAAGCUGAGUGCUGUGCACAUAGACUACAACACGCAUCCCAACAGCAGCCUGGAAGCCAGCUUUGUGGAGACCUGGGCGCAGCAGGUUGACCUGCCACUUUCCAUCAUCCGGCUCGCUGAUGCAACAGCCAAGCCUCAGUCUCGGGCUAUCUUCGAAGACUUCUCCCGCAAGGUGCGCUAUGAAGCCUACCAUGAGGCUGUGCGCAAAAGCGAUGCUUUGGCUGUGCUGACUGGACACCAUGAGGAUGAUGCCGUCGAAAAUGUUUUGUCAAACCUGAUGAUGGGCCGUAGCCUUUUCCAUCUCCCUGCGCUGGGGCCAGAGGCGUGCCUUGAAGGUGUGACUGUGUGGAGGCCGUUUUUCAACUUGCCCAAGAAGGUGCUCUACAGUUUCGCGAGGAAGCAUCGCAUCCCACAUCUCAGAAACAACGAUGCGCCCGCGUCGAGGAGGUCUUUGCUGCGCCGGGAGGUGCUCCCGGCUAUGAGUGGCACUUCUGGGCAGAGAACGCUGCGCAACAUUGCGCGCGUCGGGCGGUCUGCGAAAGACUGGAAGCAGAUCAUCGAUCAGCAGAUCCUUGGCCCCUUCUGGAAUUCCGUGCGUUUUUUUCCGCAUGGCGCGAUAGUUCCGUUUCGCGAAUAUGCUUCGUGGCCGCUGGCAUUCUGGGAGGAAGCUUUGGUCGGGAUCUUCCAUACUAUGGGAUGCUCCAUGCUCACGAAGCGUUCAGUUGAUCAGUUGAUGCGCGCACUUCAUUCCAAAAAGUCUGCAUGGCUGCCGAUUCACAAGCAACUCUGUAUCUUCUUGGAUUACUCUCUGCAUCAAAUCGUGAUAUUGGACUCCAAGCUGUUCCCUGCUCACCAGGCUGAGAUGGGUUGCUGGAAAGUAAGCCUGCAAUCAAUGAUCGGAAUGCCUGAGGAUGAUCGUGGCAACAGAACAGAUUCACUGAGUGGGCUUCUGAGUGGCUCUUUGCCUGUGGAGCUCCUCACCUUCCCCGGUUGCAGUACUGUACAAGGCUAUGUGGACCUACCAUCCACGCUGAAAACCCGUUUGCCGGCCCCUGAGGCCAUUGUGGCAUCAUUGGGGCUCGAAGUGAGAAGUGUGCAGAUGGUGCACUUGACUGCGGAGCUGGAUCCUCUGAAGCAAUCCUUCGUACGUUCCUCUGAAAUGAAUGGCUACCAG